Molecule: messenger RNA, 600 nt
Organism: Sorex araneus (European shrew)
Lineage: Eukaryota; Metazoa; Chordata; Mammalia; Eulipotyphla; Soricidae
Gene: DNAJC5B
Product: DnaJ heat shock protein family (Hsp40) member C5 beta
Exons: 4
Coding region: 1-600 (199 amino acids)
Source: RefSeq, a predicted model, not a curated record
AUGGCCCGUAACAUACCUCACCAAAGACAGCGGGCUUUGUCAACAUCUGGGGAAGCUUUGUAUGAAAUCCUUGGUCUGCAUAAAGGAGCAUCAAAUGAAGAAAUUAAAAAAACCUAUAGAAAAUUGGCCUUGAAAUACCAUCCAGACAAGAAUCCUGAUGAUCCAGCUGCGGCCGAAAAGUUUAAAGAAAUCAACAAUGCCCACACAAUACUUACAGACAUGUCCAAGAGAAGCAUAUAUGACAAGUACGGAUCACUGGGACUCUAUGUGGCUGAGCAAUUUGGAGAUGAAAAUGUUAAUACCUACUUCAUGCUUUCAAGCUGGUGGGCAAAGACCCUGUUUGUAAUCAUUGGCCUCUUGACUGGCUGCUACUUCUGCUGCUGUCUAUGCUGCUGUUGCAAUUGCUGCUGUGGACACUGCCGUCCCAAAUCAUCAGUGCCAGAAGAGGAAUGCUAUGUGUCCCCAGAAGAUCUUGAGGAGCAAAUCAAGACCGACAUGGAAAAAGAUGCGGACUUUCCGAUUGUUCUCCAGCCUACUCAUGCAAAUGAGAAAACACAGCUAAUCAGAGAAGGACCUCGAAAUUAUUGCACAGACUCUUAA